AUGACCUCAACAUCUGAUAAGACCCAAACGGUCACCGAAUCCAACCUGCCAGAAGCGGAAGUCUAUCAACCGGGUUUCCCAGAGGACGAAGCGCAGCGUACCGAACGCAUUAGGAAAUUGUUUGACGGAUUCGAUUACGAAAAGACCGGUUUCCUGACUCGGAAAAACAUUCAGAGAGGACUCAAGAGGUUGAAGAACCAUCCGGUCCGAGAUAAGUAUGCCUCAGAGCUAUUGGAAAAGUGCGAUACUUCGGCAGAUGGUGUGGUAGACUUUAAAGAAUUCAAAGCCUUCGUGGAAGAAAAAGAGAAAGAAUUGUUGAAGCUGUUUUUACAAAUUGACGGAUCUCGAGACAUGAGACUACAGCCUGAGGAAUUAGAGGUUGCUUUAAAAAAAGCUGGAAUCAAUUGCACGAAGGCUGAUCUAGAAAAAUUUAUAAGAGUCAUGGAUGAGGACGGCAACGGUGUCAUUGAGUUCUCAGAGUGGCGGGAUUUUCUGCUGUUGCUUCCCCGAGACACAACGAUGUUUGAAAUCUACGAGUAUUAUCAAAUGGUCGGUCAGGUUAGCUUUGACGGUGAAGUCACGGUACCACCAACAGAUCCAAAGUACCUUGCUGCUGGUGCAAUCGCAGGUGCUGUCAGUCGAACGGCCACCGCACCACUGGAUCGUCUUAAGGUUUACUUGCAAAUUCAGACGGCAAUUUCAAAGGGUGUCUCUAACACGAACGUAAAAUUGCCUCGAAGUGAAGUCGUGAUGGGUUCAAACAAUUUGACGAAUGCCAUGAGAGAGAUAUAUGCUGGAGGCGUCUUGAACUUUUUUCGUGGGAACGGACUCAAUAUCGCGAAAAUCGCUCCCGAAAGCGCGAUUAAGUUUUUCACUUACGAAAAGUCCAAGGCGAUCAUCGCGCAUAUGAUGGGCGUACAAGACUCUGGCUCUAUAGGAUUGUCGGGAAGAUUCUUGUCAGGAGGAUUUGGCGGUAUUGCAUCCCAAUUUGCCAUAUACCCUCUGGAGACUUUGAAAACGCGUAUCAUGAGCUCGGAUCGGGGCUCAUCAUACUCACCGAAAGGAAAGGUUCUAUGGAAUACUGCAUUGGAAAUGUGGAGAGUACAAGGCUUCCGAUCAUUUUACAAAGGAUUGGUGCCAUCGUUGAUAGGAGUGUUCCCAUACGCGGCUGUGGACAUGAGCAUCUACGAGACACUAAAAUUGGGAUAUCUAAAGCGAGUGAAAAUGCAAUUGAAAGGAGAAGAUCCGAUUGUACCAAAUGCCUUGGUGUCUUUGAGUUGUGGUAUGGUUUCGGGUUCUGUUGGUGCAAUCAUUGUUUACCCACUGUCCCUUGUACGAACGCGGUUGCAAGCACAGGGAACCUCCGGGCAUCCACAAAAAUACUCCGGAGCAUUUGACGUCAUUCGUAAAACUUAUGCAGAGGAUCGGGUGCGUGGUUUCUAUAAGGGACUGGUUCCAGCAAUGACGAAGGUUGUACCGGCUGCGGCCAUCUCCUACGUGGUUUAUGACAAGUGUAAAUCGAUAUUGUCCCUGCAAUGA
This is a messenger RNA of Acaulospora morrowiae, 1539 nucleotides long. The record is from the annotation of a GenBank genome assembly. NCBI's taxonomy places the organism in Eukaryota, Fungi, Glomeromycota, Glomeromycetes, Diversisporales, Acaulosporaceae.